Messenger RNA from Eriocheir sinensis (Chinese mitten crab), 5517 nucleotides. RefSeq names its product pre-mRNA-splicing factor ATP-dependent RNA helicase DHX16-like (gene l(2)37Cb). Gene Ontology annotation, biological process: mRNA processing. Gene Ontology annotation, cellular component: intracellular anatomical structure; catalytic step 2 spliceosome. Lineage: Eukaryota; Metazoa; Arthropoda; Malacostraca; Decapoda; Varunidae. Gene Ontology annotation, molecular function: ATP binding; RNA binding. The record is from RefSeq and is a predicted model, not a curated record. Bases 415 to 3531 code for a protein of 1038 amino acids. The transcript has 3 exons.
AUGAGGAAGGAAACAGAGUGGCACCAAGCCUAAGCCACAGCCACGGACGGGACGUUUGUUUACACGGCGAACGUUUAAGGGGAGACAGAAGAAAACGUUGGCACUCGUUCUCGGUGUUGUUCCCUGGCGCUGGAGAGACGGAGGGUGAGCCAGACGUAAAAAAUCACUACCAGCACCUAAUUAAGACCGAUCAGAGUAUAGACAGACAGAAAACAACAGACCUAGACGUGAGAGGAGAGGCCAGCACCAACCCCCGCCUUAGCACCACCUCAGCACACGUGAACACCCAGCACUCCAUGACGGCCCCCAUUCUGCUCACCCAUUACCCACAUAAGACUUACAACACACACAGACACAUCACGGCCACGGAGACCAGAUAAGUAAGUGGUCUGCCAAGUCAGCACCACAGCAGCCAUGGGGGACGCAGCACUGCGAUCAUGGGUGAGUCAUCGGCUGCACCAGGUGAUGGGGAUGAGCGACGCCACGCUGGCCGAAUACCUGAUUGAGCUCUCCCGCCGCCGCCCCUCCAAGAACCAUGUCCUCGCCGAACUCAAGGAGGAGAUACCUGUGGACAGCAAGAUCGAGGAGUUUGUGGAGGAGCUGUGGGAGCGCGUCCAUGGCGGCAGCAGCAGCGGUGGAGGUGGUGGCACCAGCAGCGGCAGCAGUAGGGUAAAGUCAUCACACAGCAGCCAGUCAAGUGGACAAAGGAAACGCAAGGCUGAGGACAGCUCAGACUCUGAGGGCGAGGGUCCACAGCUGCUGCCCAGGAAGGUGAAGGACGAGGAGCUGACGGAGGAGCAGCAGCGCCUGGUGGACCUGGCUGAGAGGGACGACUUUGCCCGGCGUCUGCGGGAGCGGGACGAGGACCGCACCAAGAAUGUGGCCGAGAAGGGCGACCAGAAGGCAUUUGAGGAGGCUGCUCGCCGCCUCCAGCUGGAGAAGGAGGACCGCACCAAGGCCCUGCCCCGGCUGAGGGUGGAAUCCCGGCGGAAGUACCUCAUCAAACGCAAAGACGACAAGAUUAAGGAGCUGGAGGCCGACAUCAAGGACGAAGAGUACCUGUUUGAGGAGGACGACCUGACGACGAAGGAGCGCAAGGAGCGAGAGUACCGGAAGACGGUGCUGCAGCUGGCCAAGGACUAUGAGACGGUGCGGGACGCCGAGAAUGUGCAGCGCUACGUCAUGCCUGAGGAAGGCACCAGCGUGGACGACGCCUACGUGGAGGUGGACGAGAGGGAGAAGAAGCGUAACUACGAGCAGCAGAAGUGGGAGGAGGACCAAAUGCGUGGCACCUCACUGUCCUUUGGUGCCCGGGACAAGGCCAAACGGCACCAGGAGCAGAGGAAGGAGUACCACCUGGUGCUGGAGGAUGAGAUUGAGUUCAUCAAGUCACUCCCACUCAAGGGCACACGCAAGAAGACAAAAAAGAAGAAGAAGACGAAGGAAGAAUCAGACUCCAGCAGCUCAUCCUCAGAGGACGAUGAAGAGGAGGAGGAGGAGGAGGAGGAGAAGCAGCCUGAGGUGACAAAGACGGAGAAGAGGAAGAUGAGUAUACAGGAGGUUCGUCGCAGCCUGCCGGUGUAUCCUUUCCGGGAGUCCCUGCUGGCAGCCAUUCGUGACCACCAGGUGUUGAUAGUGGAGGGCGAGACAGGCUCGGGGAAGACAACGCAGAUCCCGCAGUACCUGUACGAGGCUGGCUUCUGCGAUGACGGGAAGAAGGUGGGGUGCACGCAGCCCCGGCGAGUGGCAGCCAUGAGCGUGGCAGCGAGAGUGGCGGAGGAGAUGGGGAAGAAGCUCGGCAAUGAGGUGGGCUACAGCAUCCGCUUUGAGGACUGCACCAGCGAACGGACGCGCAUCAAGUACAUGACAGACGGGAUGCUGCUGCGGGAGUUCCUGGCGGACCCAAGCCUGGAGGGUUACAGCGCCGUCAUCGUGGACGAGGCCCACGAACGCACGCUGCACACAGACAUCCUCUUCGGCCUCCUGAAGGACGUGGCGCGCUUCAGGCCGGACCUUAAGCUGCUCGUCUCCAGCGCGACGCUUGACUCGGAGAAGUUUUCGGACUUCUUUGACGAGGCGCCAGUGUUCCGCAUCCCCGGCCGACGCUACCCAGUGCACAUCUACUACACCAAGAGCCCCGAGGCCAACUACAUUGAUGCAGCGGCCGUGACGGUGCUGCAGAUCCACAUCACACAGCAGCUCGGGGACGUCCUGGUGUUCCUGACGGGCCAAGAGGAGAUUGAGGCCUGCCAGGAGAUUCUGACAGAGCGUGUGCGGGCCCUCGGCAGCCGCAUCAAGGAGCUAAUCAUUCUGCCCAUCUACGCCAACCUUCCCUCAGAGAUGCAGGCAAAGAUCUUCGAGGAGACACCCCCAGGGGCCAGGAAGGUCGUCCUGGCCACCAACAUCGCCGAGACAUCCCUCACCAUUGAUGGCAUCGCAUAUGUCAUCGACCCGGGCUACGCCAAGCAGAACUACUUCAACGCCCGCAGCGGCAUGGAGUCCCUGGUGGUGGUGCCCAUCUCCAGGGCUUCAGCCAACCAGCGGGCGGGCCGGGCAGGCAGGGUGGGGCCAGGGAAGUGCUUCCGUCUGUUUACCAAGUGGGCCUACGAGAACGAGAUGGACGAAAACACCGUCCCGGAAAUCCAGCGUGUCAACCUCGGGAACGUCGUCCUCCAGCUCAAGUCCCUUGGCAUCAGCGACCUCAUCAACUUUGACUACCUGGACCCCCCACCAGCUGAGACGCUGAUCCUGGCUAUGGAGCAGCUCUACGCCCUCAAGGCCCUCAACCACAAGGGGGAGCUGACCCUGACCGGCCGCAAGAUGGCCGAGCUGCCGGUGGACCCCUUGAUGGCCCGCAUGAUCUUGGCAGCGGCCCAGCACGAAGUUGUGGAGGAGAUACUGACAGUGGCUUCCAUGCUGUCCGUCAAUGGUGCCAUCUUCUACCGGCCCAAGGACAAGGCCAUCCACGCAGACACGGCGCGGAAGAACUUCUUCCACCCUGACGGCGACCACCUGACACUGAUGAACGUGUACAAUGAGUGGGCGGGCACGGAGUACUCGUCCCAGUGGUGCUACGAGGUGUUCAUCCAGUACCGCUCCAUGAAGCGCGCACGGGACAUCCGGGACCAGCUGGUUGGCCUCAUGGAGCGCGUUGAGAUCCAGCUGACCUCCAACCCCGGGGACUCUGUGGCCAUCAGGAAGGCCAUCACCGCCGGCUACUUCUACCAUGUGGCACGCUUCAGCAAGGGCGGCAUGUACAAGACGGCCAAGAAGGGCCAGACGGUCAUGAUGCACCCGCAGUCCUGCCUGGCGGAGGACCUGCCGCGCUGGGUGGUGUACCACGAGUUGGUCCUCACCACCAAGGAGUACAUGCGCAAUGUGGUGGUGAUCGAGGGCAAGUGGCUGCUGGAGGUGGCGCCGCACUACUACCGCGACAACGAGGUGCAGGACAUGGCCUCCAAGAAGAUGCCUAAGGUGAAGGGCAAGGCCAGGGAGGAGCUGCGCAAGGAGUACGCCGAACCCGUGGCUUAGAGGGCCAGUGUCUGUCCUCCUUGAAGGGACUUAAAACUGUAUGAAAAGGAAGACGCUGUGAGUCGUAUCAUGCACUUCUCCGGCUCGGUCCUCAUUCUGGUUGAGGGCUAACACGUGGAAACUAUAAAAUAAGGUGAAAAUGGUAACUUGGGAGCUGUGCAGAGAGUAGCAAACCCUCCACUGCCUCCUGACUCUUUUGAUAAAUGUGAAGUGAAUGAAGGAUAGCAUUUCCUGGUGUUAGGGGAAGGAUGGGUCAGUAAAAAUGUUUAGAUAAGAACAAGGAGGAUUAUUAAAACAAGUGAGGUUGAGGAGGAUGAGAUGAGGUGGGAACAAGGAGGAAUAUCAACACUAGUGAGGAUGUGAAGGAUAAAAAGAGAGAAAAGAAUGGGAAGGUUAAAGACAAAGGGAAAGAAUGAGAAGGAUAAAAGAAGACAGAGAAAAGAAUGGGAAGGUUAAAAUAAGACAAAGAGAAAGAAUGAGAAGGAUAAGACAGAGGUGAAGAAAGACAACAAUACCCCAACAACACAAGACCAAGACUUCUGCUGUAAGAGAAGCAUUAAGUCACCUCCCCCAAGGCAUCAGUGAGGAAAAAGAACACGUCAAUCUAUUUCUUUAUUGGUGCCGUAAAAACCUUGCGUACAUAAGGCUUGGUAUAGGAUGCACUGACUGGCCAUCACUAGCCUACAUACAUACAGGAAUCGAGCGCGCACAUGUGUAGGCAAUGCGCACACAAGGCCACACACUAAAGGUCGUGUCAACCAACCAUCCGAGGCGCCUAUGGAAGCCCCGGCCUCUUGUUAGUGUGUGUCUGCCAGCUCGUGUCCAGCUCUCCUAUUAGUACUCAGAUUAGGUCAGGAAUACUGUUGAAUCAAACCAUAAUGCAGUGCUUGGAAAAAAAGGCACGGAUGUUUGAAUAAGUCCAGGGAAAAGGAAUGUAAAUAAGUGAUUCAAGCAUAAAAACUGAAAAUUAUAGUGAGGAUAAAUAAUAUAAUGCCAUUGACAAGCAGUGUGUGUGAACAAGCAGAAGAGAGGGCCAGGGGGAGGAGGACCUACGAAGCAAUACAGGUCAAAAGAAAAAAGAAAAAUAGCUGUUAUCAGAGCUAAUGGUGAUAUGUUUAGAUUUUGACUAGGGUUCUGUUUUAUGAGGACAAUUUUCAAUAGUUUUUCUCAAUAUGAACUUUUUUUUUCUUCUUUUCAACAGAGGAAGCAGAGCAAAAGCAAUAAGUCAACACAAAACAGCCUGCUAACUGCUGCUCCUGUAAAUAAUAUAGAAUGAGAGGCCAAAAAGAGAGGGUCAAAUUUGGAUGGAGAGGUGUCGAAUUGAAACGAUUUACCUGAACUGGCAGACACAUCCUAAUUCACUGACAGGGCAGCAAUGUCUGACUGGCUGACGUCUCCAUCGCAGGACAAGCUUAAGAAUUACAGUAAAUGACCAGCAGCCAGUGUGACACCAAGGGACUGGGGCUUGUGACGGGACCUCCAAUGGACGAGGAGACAGACAGUAGCCAGUUUCGAUAUGGUGACUAGGGGAUGUGUGUGUCACCUAGAGUAUAUUUUUUCUAUGGUACAAGGUGUGUGUGUGUGUGUGUGUGUGUGUGUGUGUGUGUGUGUGUGUGUUCAGUUGUUUAUAUUUUGCAAGAGUCAAGCUCCUAAGUCCCAGGUCUGAAUGCCUUGGGUUUUUCACUACUGGGUUACUUGUUUUUAGUGGUGCCAAUCCACCAUCCCGGGAGGCAGGACACAACCCCCAACUGACACCUGGCACCCAUUCACUACUGGGUGGACAGGGGCACAGGUGUAUGGAGGUUGUCCAUCUGUCUCCACUCUACCUGGGAAUUGAACCCAGAAACUUGGUUAUGUGCCAAGUGUGCUAACCAAUGCACAAGGGAGCUUCAGGUAUGUGUGUGUGUGUGUGCGCGUUAUGCAACUAAGGAACUGCAUCAAUACAAGUGUAAAUAUAUAAUACAUCCAUAAAUUGUUUAAACUAUU